CAGGGUCAGACUGACAACUCAUGGGGACCCCGGGCAAUAGGGGAUCAUGGGGCCCCUGUGUCCUUGCCUGAACUCAAAAAAGCCUAUGAAAAAGGUACCAGGGGCAUCUCAUGGGGCCCCCUACUGACCCCGGACCCUCGGGCAGUGCCCGAGUUUCCAAAUGGUCAGUCCACCCCUGGCCCAAUCAAAGUCACAAAAAUAAAUAUGCAGUCAGUGAUCCAGGACUCACUGCAUGGCAAAUACAGCUCACCUUCUGGCCAUGUAGAGCUGCCUCCUUUCAGGUUCACAUAAUUUAU
Molecule: messenger RNA, 296 nt
Organism: Staurois parvus
Lineage: Eukaryota; Metazoa; Chordata; Amphibia; Anura; Ranidae
Source: the annotation of a GenBank genome assembly